AUGACCGAUGGGCACAAGUACUGGUUAAACUAUCUAGAAUUCCUUUCUAUUGCAGUUAGAAGUGCAAGGUACAAUGCAAGAAAGGGGACUGAACCACAAAUAAGUCUUCAGAUAAUGCAUACAAAUAUAGAGGAAGAGGAUGGAUACACUAAUUUAAAUCACCUGCCACAGCAUCCAACCAGACACUACAUGUCCCUGAACAUCAACCAAGGGCGCUCUAUUCCCUUUGCUGUGUGGGGGCCAGCUAUCUUCACUUUGUUUGCGCUGUGCCUGGCCCUCACUAUCGGAAUGAUAGUUUUAGGUCUCAGAGGUUCUAAGGCACCUACUGGAUAUAAUGAAAACUUGCAAGGACUAAAGGAGAAAUUAUGCUUGAUGGGUGGCGCAAACAAUGACAAUGACAGACCUGCAUGUUCACUCUGCCCUGUAAACUGGAGAUGGGUUGGAGGUGACACCUGUUUCUACCUUUCAGAAACAGGGGUCACAUGGCAGGAAAGUGAAGACUUUUGCUUCUCCCUGAAUGCCACCCUUCUUAUGCUGAAAAUGAAAAGCAAGUUGGUACAUUAGUAUGUCUCAAAUAUCAAAAAAAAACAAUCUUAUCGGAUUGGAUUAUCAUAUGGAGUUGAUGGUUGGUCUUGGACAGAUGACACAAAGCUUUCUACAAAGAGAAUGGACUGGAUUUCUUUGUUCUCUAAGCAGAACUGUGCGUACCUGUUUUAUCUUAACUCAAGAGUUUACAGUGAGAAUUGUUAUAAGCAACAUCCCUGGAUCUGUGAGAAGGCAGCAGUCCAGUUGAUCUAA
Messenger RNA from Columba livia (rock pigeon), 798 nucleotides. RefSeq names its product C-type lectin domain family 1 member B-like. The record is from RefSeq and is a predicted model, not a curated record. Lineage: Eukaryota; Metazoa; Chordata; Aves; Columbiformes; Columbidae. Gene Ontology annotation, cellular component: plasma membrane. The transcript has 7 exons. Gene Ontology annotation, biological process: signal transduction. Gene Ontology annotation, molecular function: transmembrane signaling receptor activity.